Molecule: messenger RNA, 829 nt
Organism: Cryphonectria parasitica EP155
Lineage: Eukaryota; Fungi; Ascomycota; Sordariomycetes; Diaporthales; Cryphonectriaceae
Exons: 1
Coding region: 324-563 (79 amino acids)
Source: RefSeq, a predicted model, not a curated record
GACGCCUUCAAGGGAAGGAUCAGCCGGAAGGCUGCUGCCGCUUCAGGUGUGACGACAGAGGCACAGCAAAUCAGCGCCUCGCGGGCGGGCAAUGGUAGCACCUCUGUCGCAUCAAACCGCGGGCGGGCGGCACAGGGAUGCAGCUGGCUGGUCACAUUUAUGGCCUGGACCUUGUUGCACCGUAGCAUGCAUAUUGUUUGUGUAACAACCGGCGAUCAGUGUGCAGCCUCGGUAUUUGCUAGUGUGGUCCCUGCUCCUUUGCGUUGCUUUUUUUCAUCUCGCAUGCGCCUCGAUCGCUGUGACCAUCCCGAGGAGCCCUGCUGAUGUGGUACUUUCGGCGUUCGAAAGAGCUGGCCUUGUUCACGACGACGACGAGGACGGAGGACGACGACGAGAACUCUGCUGGCGCGCAGGUCUGGUCGGUGUGGGGCCAACGUCGAGGUGAUUAUGGGCGCAUCCAUGAUGACAAAGGUUCGAGCUCCUGUGGCGCGAUCGUCUUGGGGGCGCUGCGCAGUGGUUGCGGUCAUCCCCGGAUGAAUAAGAGCCACCGCGGUCCUCUCUAACCUGACGUAUCGCGAGUUGUACGCCACGGGGAUACGCGCCAGCCUCUGUUCUGGUCUGUAUGAGGGAAGAGUCCUCCCAUGUGACGAUAUGUUGCUUGCUGGUUUCGCAGAUAAUCCUCGGAAGUGUGCUUGCCCAACAGCUGCUCUUGUCCGGGUUUAUCGGGAAUGUUUGCGCUCGACGGGUGGUGUGAGGAAGUCCGGCACCAGCCAGACGAAACCCCGCAGAUGACCAUGAAAGCAGAGAGGAGUGCAUUUGAAGUUGGAGG